Phyllostomus discolor (pale spear-nosed bat) is the source of this 2657-nucleotide messenger RNA. It is a transcript of the gene TM2D2, whose product is annotated as TM2 domain containing 2. Lineage: Eukaryota; Metazoa; Chordata; Mammalia; Chiroptera; Phyllostomidae. Bases 110 to 754 code for a protein of 214 amino acids. The transcript has 4 exons. The record is from RefSeq and is a predicted model, not a curated record.
CAGGAGCCGGGCUCUGGAAAGAGACCACACCAGGCGGAAAGCUGGGGUCCCCGGUAUCCGCCGGGUUUGUGGUUGAGGAGGCCUGGUCUCCGCCACUGGGCCCUGGAAGAUGGUGCUGGGUGGUUGCCCAGUGAGUUACUUACUUAUUUGCGGCCAGGCAGCUUUGCUGCUGGGAAAUCUGCUUCUGCUGCAUUGUGUCUCUCGGAGCCACUCGUACAACGCUACCGCGGAGCCGGAGCUCACAUCCGCUGGCGCCACCAACCCGGAGUUCUCCGCGGGUGCUUCGAGCUGGGAAUAUGGCGACCCCAACUCUCCAGUCAUCCUUUGCUCUUACCUACCUGAUGAAUUCAUAGAAUGUGAAGACCCAGUGGAUCAUGUUGGAAAUGCAACUGCAUCCCAGGAACUUGGCUAUGGUUGUCUCAAGUUCGGUGGUCAGGCCUACAGCGAUGUGGAACACACAGCCGUCCAGUGCCGCGCCCUGGACGGGAUUGAGUGCGCCAGUCCUAGGACCUUCCUGCGAGAGAAUAAACCUUGCAUAAAGUAUACUGGACACUACUUCAUAACCACUCUACUCUACUCCUUCUUCCUGGGAUGCUUCGGAGUGGACCGUUUCUGUCUGGGACACACUGGCACAGCAGUAGGGAAGCUGUUGACACUGGGAGGACUCGGGAUUUGGUGGUUCGUUGACCUCAUAUUACUGAUAACUGGAGGGCUGAUGCCAAGCGAUGGCAGCAAUUGGUGCACUGUGUACUGAAAAGAGCUGCUCCUAUGGCCCAGGGAGGCCAGUCUUCUGAAUUCAUGUCUGCGGGCUCAGAACUCUUCCUUGAUGUCAGGCCUGACCAUCACUCGCCCCCUUUGGAGGGAAUGGCCUUGGUUAGGAAGGCUUCCUUGGACUGUGGAUUUUCAACCCAGAUUCAACCUUGCAAACUAGAAGUGACAAGCAAACACUCUUGUGGGAACCAAGUUUAAACCUCUCCUUGUGUACAAAAUGUAAAGGCUAACAACUAACUUAUAAGCUACAGAACGGUUUCUACACUCUUUAUUUCUGUACAUGGCUACACUUUCAGUCCUCUGGAGCAAGUGGACCCAAUGGGAUGAGCAAAGUGAGUAUUUUUAGCCUUGCGAUGCCUUUCGUGAUCCUGAGGCUCAUGCAGAGGAGAACUGAAGCCGAACCAAUGAAAAUCUUCAGUGGAAGUAGAAAUGGCCAUGCAGUUUAACACACACUGAAAUGCCAACUUUCUGAAUUUAAACUGUGUUACAAAUUUUGCCAACCUGGAAUGCUGUUUGGGUAUUCUCAGGAUGUAGAGUGAAACUCAAAAUUAUAUUUGUUUGCUAAAAGCUAGGCAAUUGAAGUGAACUACCCUGUUAAUGAACCCUCUAGUUUCGCCAUUAUUAUGCUUAAGAGGGACUGUAUACACGGAAAUAUAUAUAUACACAUGGAAAUAAUUUUUUCAAUCUUUUAUGGUUUGAGAGCCAGCAGUACCACACCUGUCUGGGUUAGGCUAUCCUCUUGGCAGAAUUCUCCUUGUCUAAGAAGUAGCAUUUACCAGUUCAGGGAGCUCAUGUUGUAAGCUGGUAAGAAAAGAUUUCAUACAAAUGAUUAUAAAACUGUUCUUCAUGAUUAGGUAAGAUAAGGUAAAGAGCAUCAUGCUCUUGGAAGGAACAACAGACUCUUACUGAAAGGAUAUUAUUACUGAGUGAUGGGUAGAUUUAGGAUGUGAUUUGUGGGGAGAAGGAGAAACGGCGUGCUUUCUGUAAAAAUAAGCUUGCUACCAAAGCUCUCACUGCGGCUACAGCAGUCAGUCACAGAGAAAGAGACACAACCAGACUCUCACAUUCCCAGGUCGCUGUGGAUGAAGGAAAUGUUUUGACCAGUAAGUGGUUUUAUAAACUUAGUUCUAUCCUUUGCAGUCCAAGUUGAAAAGAACUGUUAAAUACAAAGUAAAAGAACUGUAUCGAUAAGUCAACUAAGAUCCUGCUACUUGGAAUAACUUACAAAUUCUAGAAACAAUCAGGGUAGAACUGUGCAAAGUUUAGUUUCGUAAGAAUUGGCUUAAAGAUCAAGAAUCACAGUUAAAAUAACUCUGGCUAUUCUCCACCAUUACCAAAUGGCUUUCCUAAAAGUUUCAGCUUUAUUAUCCCUGGUCAAUGUGUUCACUGUUCUUAUAUUAUUAAAUGGUGGCAACUGUGUAAAAAUUGAAACAGCUUAUUUUGUUCUGUCUUAAAAGUUCUGUGCCACACUGACCUUACCCUUCUUCACAACAGUAAUAAUUAGUAGAUUUUUAUUCAUAAUCUCUAUACUCUAAGGCAGUGCUUUUUAAAUUGUAGGUCAGUAAGAAACUGGACCCUCUCCCCUGAAAAGUACACAACACAUAAAAUUUUAAAUAGAUGUCAUAUUUAAAAACUCACUUCUAAGGGAGGUCCGGAAAACAAACUAAAAUUAAAAUCUUACCCAAAAUAAUAUACCACCAUAAGCCACCCAUCUCACAGCUUAUUUUUGUUAAAUUUCCUUAAAGAGCAUCACAAACCCCAUCAAAAGCUAUUUUCUUAAAAAAAAAAAAAAACACUUGGGCAGCUUUCAGGCUCAAAUCAUUUAUGUCGCCAGGAGGAAGAGCUUGGGUAAAACUCAGGUCUAUAAUUUAUUGAAGUAUCUGUUU